AUGGAAGUAGAAUCAAGAACUUCAUACGAACUGAUCAAGUAUGGCCUCGACAGGACGUUUGUCUUCACCCUUCAUUCUGAGACUUCUUUGCCUCUUGGCAACCUCUUAAGCUGUGACUGCUCAAAUGCAGCCUUUAUCCAGUGGAUAAAGAACAACAAUCAAACCCAGGUGGUAGACGCUCAUCAGUAUACAUGUGCCUUUCCCAAGGAGCAACGAGGAAGCUUGUUCCUAGACUUUGAUGACCAGUCCUGUUGGGAUGAAGGCAACUUUCUCUACUUCAUUUUCAACACUUGUCUGGUUGUCCUAACUCUCUUUAUAUCCUUUAUCCAUCACUUCCUGAAGUGGCAUCUAACCUACACACUCCAACUCUUCCUGGCCUUUCUCUACGACACAAGGAAGAGGAAAAACAUUGACCCCCAUCAGUUUGAUGCCUUUGUAUCUUACAACGUCCACGAUGAAGACUGGGUUCACCGAGAGAUGCUCCCAGUGUUGGAGGGAGAGCAGGGCUGGAGACUCUGUUUGCACCACAGAGACUUCCAACCAGGAAAACCCAUCAUAGAGAACAUCACUGAUGCCAUCUAUAGCAGCAGGAAAACCAUCUGUGUGAUCAGCCGCAACUACCUGCAGAGUGAAUGGUGCUCAAGGGAGAUGCAGAUGGCUAGCUUUCGACUGUUUGACGAGCAGAAGGAUGUGUUGAUCCUACUAUUUUUGGAGGAGAUCCCUGCCCGUCAUCUGUCUCCAUAUUACCGCAUGAGGAAGCUGGUGAAGAAACGCACCUACCUGAGCUGGCCUCAGGCUGUACAACACCCAGGAGUCUUCUGGCAGAACGUCCAGAGAGCUCUGCAGACAGGGGACGUUCUCACUGAGAAUACAGACCUCCUGACUGGACCGGGAGGAUGCUGAGAAAAUGUAAAGAACUGUAAGAUCACAGUGCAACCUAACCUGAGCUCAAUUCUGCUUAAGCUUCUCAGCAUUAGUUUUCAUUGCUUUUUUUUUUUUUUACAACCUGUUAUAAAAGCAAUUUACUUAUGUUAUUUCAAAAACCUACCAAGACCAUGUGCACAAUUAUGAAAGUCUCACUAUCCCUUUUUUCCCAAUGCCUUAAAUUACUAUUUAACUGAAUUUUAACUGAACUUUGAUACCUUAUGAUAUGUCUUCAGAAUGAAGUGUGGACUGAUUCAUGAUAAGUUAAUAUUUAAAGUUCACAUUCACAGCUGACAAUCUGCAGAAAUCCCUCAAAUAUAUUGUAGCAGCAAAAAAAAUGUCCUUGGCUUCAUCAUUGCACAUGAAUCAAAGGUUUUUCAAAAAUGUUCUUUUGCCUAUUCCCACUGAUUAUUUUGAUUUUUAUUAAUUAGUUUAGUUUCUCUUUACUUUAUUAAAUCCUGAAUUUUUCCUGAUCAGCGACCUUACUGUUGUCUGCUUAAGCAUGUUAUACUUUCUAGUAAACCAUUGAUUAUCACAAUAA
Molecule: messenger RNA, 1465 nt
Organism: Fundulus heteroclitus (mummichog)
Lineage: Eukaryota; Metazoa; Chordata; Actinopteri; Cyprinodontiformes; Fundulidae
Product: toll-like receptor 13
Exons: 5
Coding region: 1-903 (300 amino acids)
Biological process (GO): toll-like receptor signaling pathway; inflammatory response; immune response
Cellular component (GO): membrane
Molecular function (GO): transmembrane signaling receptor activity
Source: RefSeq, a predicted model, not a curated record